AUGUUACUGAUGCACGUGCUGUCGUGUGCAUUGCAUGGAUACGAAUUGUUCACCAUUUUGGUGCCAUCUCUAGGUCUCGUGUAUCGGCCAUGGUUUGGAGUGAUUCGCUCACCUCGUCCGUUCAUCAUGCUGCGAUUUAUCCGUUCACUGGUUCGAUUUAAACUGCCCAAGAAUCGCAUCAAACAAAUUAUCAAACGAUCUUCUCAGCAAAUCCAAAAUGUCACAAUUUUCUUCAUGUUCUUCAUGGCGCUAUAUGCUAUUAUGGGUGUACAGCUCUUUGGUCGCAUGGACUAUCAUUGUGUUCUGAGCGGUACCGAUCCGCGUAAUGUCACUAUCGCCGAUCUAGCGAUUCCAGACACGAUGUGCUCGCAGAAGGGCGAAGGUGGUUAUGAAUGUCCUGACAAUAUGGUAUGCAUGAAACUUGAUAUGUCCGCUCAUGUUGAGGGUUUCUAUGGGAUGUUCAAUGACUUUGCGUCUUCCUUAUUUACUGUGUACAUGGCCGCUUCUCAGGAGGGCUGGGUUUAUGUCCUGUACGAUUGCCUCGAUACAUUGCCAUCCUACGUUGCAUUCUUCUACUUCGUCACAUUGAUCUUCUUCCUCGCUUGGCUUGUUAAAAACGUUUUCAUUGCUGUGAUCACUGAAACAUUCGCCGAGAUUCGAGUUCAAUUCAGUGAGAUGUGGCAGAGCAACGCUAGCGCCUCUGAAGACACCUACACUCAGCGAUUGGAGCGUUUUGAAGGUGGAUGGCGUUUGGUCGAGAUUGAUCACUACAGCAGAAGCGCCAGCAGUCCGCAAUUCCUACAUCUAGUAGUAAACAGCACUGCAUUUCAAAUUGCCAUGAUGGGUUUGGUACUGCUGAAUGCGCUGUUUAAUGCCUCAUUUGUCUACCGCCAUGAUAAAUCCGAUGCUGUUCGUAAAGAAAUCUACUAUUAUAUCGAGGUAUGA
This is a messenger RNA of Cooperia oncophora, 945 nucleotides long. Lineage: Eukaryota; Metazoa; Nematoda; Chromadorea; Rhabditida; Trichostrongylidae. The record is from the annotation of a GenBank genome assembly.